This is a messenger RNA of Centropristis striata (black sea bass), 1029 nucleotides long. RefSeq names its product granzyme G-like. The transcript has 5 exons. Lineage: Eukaryota; Metazoa; Chordata; Actinopteri; Perciformes; Serranidae. Gene Ontology annotation, molecular function: serine-type endopeptidase activity. Gene Ontology annotation, biological process: proteolysis. Bases 91 to 846 code for a protein of 251 amino acids. The record is from RefSeq and is a predicted model, not a curated record.
CAGAAACACUACAAGGAGCAUUUAAAGAGUGAAACUGUCAGUGAUGUGAGACACUGCUUUUCAGCAGCUCGGCUGGACUGUGAUCUCACCAUGUUUAUCCACUGUGAGCUGCUCAUACUGAUACUUGUGCUGAUUAAUGAUGGACAAGCUGUUAUAGGAGGUCAUGAGGCUGUACCACACAGCAGGCCGUACAUGGUGCUUUUGGAGUGGCACUUUGAGGAUGGUAAAAAAGGACACUGUGCAGGCUUCCUGCUGAACGAGGAUUUUGUGAUGACUGCUGCCUCCUGCCGAGCCAGGUCCUACACAGUCUUUCUAGACGUUCAACAUUUCCCAAGAGAGAGUAAGAGUGGUGAAGUAAAGAAUAUAUCCGUGGAACAAACAUUUACACAUGAAGACUUUGACGCAACAUAUUACAAAAAUAACAUAAUGCUUCUUAAGUUGAGCACCAACGCAAAGUUCAGCAAAAAUGUGAGACCUAUUGCUCUCGCAGACCAAGGUGAUGGUUCUCUGCCACAAUCAUGCAGCAUCUCCGGCUGGGGAAGAACAGACAGGGACUCAAAAUAUAUGUCUAACGUACUCAUGGAGGUGAAUGUAACACCUACUGACAGUGAGCAGUGUGCUUGUGAGCACUUAUACUGCACUGAGGGAGACAUUGGGCCGAGUAAGGGAGAUGCUGGUGGUCCACUGGUCUGUGAUGGAAAGGCAUACGGCGUGGCGUCCUCAAUCUAUGAAAUUGAUGGCCAGGUUACAUACACUUAUUCUAAGAUUCCUUACUACAGAAACUGGAUUGAUUCAACCAUGAAAAAUGCGUUAAAAAGUACAACUUUUUUUUGUUUGGCACAUUAAGUCAAAAGCCUAAAUAUAUGUGAUUGUGGUUUGGUUCAUUUAGAGAGUGAUAACUUCUGACUUUUUAUGGCAUGGCUGUUUUUUUCUGUUGCUGCGUCUUAAGCUUUUUUUUUGUUUUGUUAGAAAACUGUUGAUUAUCGGAAGCAAAGUUAAGUGUGGACUCAUUGCUGUUUAACAGAUGUA